AUGGCAUCCUUCCAAUCCCUAGACGGUGCCGUCGUCAGCUUCCUGAACUAUGGAACUGGCACUGCUAUUGAUCUAACUAAAGGGGGUAAACAGGAUGGCACACCUGUCAUCGGGUACGAAUACCACGGUGGAGAGAACCAGAAGUGGAAGCUUCAGAAAGUAGACAAAAGCACCGUCUGGCCAACCUUCACGAUCCGAAAUGUGCAGGCCGACACCAACCUGGACCUCUACCAGGGUGGAAAGGAGGACGGAACUAAGAUCACUGGCUGGGCAGGUCCUGCGACGGAGAAUAUCAAUUCUCAUCAGCUCUGGUACUUCGUCACCGCUGAUGAUGCCGGUACUGUGUUUAUGAUCCAAAACGUUGGAACUGGCACCUUUGUCGAUCUCCUCAAUGGCAACGCGGCCAAUUCGACUGAAAUCUCGGGCUGGGGAGGAUACGUGCAGAACAAGAACCCCCACCAGCUUUGGCGCGUCGUUCGCCACUGA
Molecule: messenger RNA, 486 nt
Organism: Annulohypoxylon maeteangense
Lineage: Eukaryota; Fungi; Ascomycota; Sordariomycetes; Xylariales; Hypoxylaceae
Product: carbohydrate-binding module family 13 protein
Exons: 5
Coding region: 1-486 (161 amino acids)
Source: RefSeq, a predicted model, not a curated record